Molecule: messenger RNA, 2550 nt
Organism: Tilletiopsis washingtonensis
Lineage: Eukaryota; Fungi; Basidiomycota; Exobasidiomycetes; Entylomatales
Product: LACT-domain-containing protein
Exons: 10
Coding region: 148-2439 (763 amino acids)
Biological process (GO): triglyceride biosynthetic process; lipid storage
Cellular component (GO): cytoplasm; perinuclear endoplasmic reticulum
Molecular function (GO): phospholipid:diacylglycerol acyltransferase activity
Source: RefSeq, a predicted model, not a curated record
CCCACCAUCCACCCCUGCGCUGCUGCAUCUGACCUCGCACCUGCUCCGUCCCUGCUCCGUGUUCCCUCUGCGCCCGCUGCCGUGCCUGCACCUGCACGCGCGUCUCGCCGCGCCGGCCUCUCCUUCAUCUGCCCCUCUCCCACCACCAUGCACCGCCGCAAGAAGGGCCGCGCGGCGCCCGCCACGCCGCCGCCGCACGACGAGCAGACGGUGCACGUCAGCGCGGCGGCGGCACACGCUCCCGGCGCCGCCUCGUCGGGCACGUCGACGCCCGACUCGGACGACCCCUCGGCGCCGCCGCGCCGCCUGCUCCUCGAGCGCUCGUCGCGCCCCAGCACCCUCAGCCUCGGCUCGGGGCAGCGCAUGCACUCGUACACGGUGCGCGCGCCCGGCACGCCGUACCACGAGCACGACCUCAGCGACAUUCCCUGGCUCAGCCUGCCCGAGGCGCCGCCGCCGCCCAAGACGCUGGCGCGCUACCGCCGCCUCUACCUCGCCGUCGGCAUCGUGCUCGGCGCCGUCGCCGCGUGGGCCGCGGCGCAGCACAGCAGCAUGGACGGCCUGCGCUCGAGCCUCGACGAGCAGCUGCGCUCCCUCGGCGCCGAGUUUCCCUCCUUCGACCUCGGCCUCUCGUCGAUGCGCCUGCCCGGCGAGUUUGCCGACCUGGGCGACAAUCUCUUCAGCGCGCCGCGCGAGUGGCUCAAGAGCAAGGACUUUACCGUCGGGCGCAACCUCUCGGCGCAGGGCUACGCCGCCGCACACCCCGUCGUGCUGCUGCCCGGCAUCAUCAGCACCGGGCUCGAGAGCUGGACGACCGACGAGAGCUCGUCGGGCUUCUUCCGCAAGCGCCUCUGGGGCAGCGCCACGAUGAUGCGCACCGUCGUGUUUGAGAAGGAGCGCUGGAUCCGCCACAUCUCCCUCGACGCCCACACGGGCCUCGACCCGCCGGGCAUCAAGGUGCGCGCCAGCGAGGGCUUCGACGGCGCCAGCCACUUCAUUGCCGGCUACUGGAUCUGGGCAAAGAUCAUCGAGAAUCUCGCCGUGCUGGGCUACGACGUCAACAACCUCUGGAUGGCGUCGUACGACUGGCGUCUCUCGUACUCCAAUCUUGAGGUGCGCGACCGCUUCUUCACGCGCAUGAAGCUGCGCAUUGAGCAGAAUCGCAAGAUUGAGGGCAAGAAGACGGUGCUUGUGGCUCACUCGAUGGGCUCGAGCGUGGCUCUGUACUUCAUGAAGUGGGUCGAGGCCGAGGGCCCGGGCUACGGCAACGGCGGUCCUGACUGGUGCGAGGAGCACAUCGAGUCCUUCACCUCCAUCGCGGGCACGUUCCUGGGAGUGCCCAAGGCCAUGGCCGCGCUGCUCAGCGGCGAGAUGCGCGACACAGUCGAGCUGCCGCCGGCGGGUGCGUUCCUGCUCGAGAAGUUCUUCAGCCGGCGGGAGCGCGCCAAGCUCUUCCAGAGCUGGCCGGGAAGCGCCAGCAUGAUGAUCAAGGGCGGCUCGACGAUCUGGGGCAACGAGACGUGGGCGCCGGACGAUGACGAGAACGCCGACGACACGCACGGCACCAUCUACGCCUUCAAGAUGCCACCGCUGACUGACCAGCUCGCGGCCGCCGACUCUGGCCCAGCCUCCGAGGAGCAGCAGGAGGCGUCGCCGCACGAUGCGAACGCCUACCAGGACGCGCCGCGCAACCUCACUGCCAACGAUGCGCUCACGUGGCUGCUGCAGCACACGCCAACUAGCUUCCAGCAGAUGAUGGCCGCCAACUACUCCAACUCCAUGGAGUUCGACGAGAACGUCAUUGCCGAGAACGCCAAGGCGGGCAACGACGCCAAGUGGUCGAACCCGCUUGAGGUGGCGCUGCCGAAUGCGCCCUCGAUGCGCAUCCACUGCCUCUACGGCGUCGGCAAGCCGACGGAGCGCAGCUACUGGUACCAGCAGGGCCCGUACCAGCGCGACGAGAUCAUGUGCGACGGCCAGAACGCCGUGUGCAACGUCGAGAACGUCACGCUCAACUCGCCGCUGGACUUUCCGACGGGCCGCACGGGGUGGAUCGACUCGAGCAUCAGCAGCGAGAAGAGCUCGCCGAUUGUGCGGUCAGGCUGCAAGAUGGGCGAGGGCGACGGCACCGUCUCGCUGCUCUCGCUGGGCGCCAUGUGCGUCGAGGGCUGGAAGCGCAAGCGCUACAACCCCGCCGGCAUCAAGAUCACGACGCACGAGAUCGCACACGCGCCCGAGGCCCUCGAUCUGCGAGGCGGACAGACGACGGCCGACCACGUCGACAUUCUCGGCUCGUACGUUGCCAACGAAAAGGUGCUGCAGAUCGCCGCGGGCUUCGGCGACAAGGUCGAGGACCACUUCGAGAGCCGCAUUCGCGAGUACGCGGCGCGCAUCGACUGGGACGGCGUCAAUGUGCGCGGGCACACCGACGUCAUGUAGCCUGCUUUCUCUGCCGCACAUGCAGCGUGCACACGCAUUCUCCUGUAACAACACACACGUCUCCCGGACACUCAUUGCUAGAUCUAAUCGGACACAUGCAGUCAUGCAUUC